AAUGGCGACGUCACCGAGCACGUGAACAAGACAGUUGCACGAACGAACGUCCUCCAGCGAACCUCUCAGCUGAGAGCCAACCGGGAGAGAACUUGGCCAACGACAACCAGUAAUAGGCAACUUUAGUGACUAGAUAAAAGUGCAGUUGGACGCACGUCGUGGUGGAUUGUGUUGUGUGUGUGAGAGAGGAAUAAACCAUGAGUGCGAAACACAAAGAAAUCACGUACGACGAACUUUCCAAAAGCCUCCCGAACGUAACGGUCAUUGACGUUCGAAAUCGCAAUGAAAUGGAACAGUGUGGACAGAUUCCAGGGUCUCACUGCAUACCAGUGACAGAGAUCAAAUUAGCUUGCAGCCUAGACCCAGACUCAUUCAGAGCUAGAUUUGGCUUUCCAAAACCCAAUUUCGAAGAUGACGUCGUCGUCUGCUGCAGAACUGGCGUCAGGUCUAAGACUGCCUGCGAUUUAUUGGAGGCUAAAGGAUACAAAAGACACAGGUUAUACAGUGGCUCGUUCUCCGAGUGGGAGGAGAAGGGUGGAAACGUCGUCAAGCCCGGUCAGCCUUACUACUUCGACAGCGAUGACGAAGAGGAGAACCAGCGGGACCAGAGGAACCAAAGGAAAAACUCCAAUAUGAUGAUCCCAGGGGACCAGCAGUUCUCGGACUCAGAUAACGAAGAAGACAAUUGCCAGAAUUCUUCUUAAGAGCAGAGAUGUGUCGACUGUUUUGCAGUGUACUUCAUGCAUUUACCUCGCCCUCUUGUUGUUGGCUUUUCGGGUAUCGUCGUGGCCCACUGUGGUCCCCAAUAUCCAUCUCAGUUUCCGGCAGUGGUUGCGGAAGCUGUGUGCCAACUGAGUCUGGCAUUCGUUGAUUUAAAAAAAAAAACACACUUCUAAAAUUUUUUAUCAAAAUCAUUUAUAUAUAAAUAUUUGUAUGUGCCCUCAUAUACAUAUCUAUAUUUUCGAAAAAAAAAUGCUUUCCGCUCAUGUAAGUGAAGCCUGUGCGUCUAUUUCGUGUACAUGUUUGAAGAAUCGUGUUGUAUCCACUUAGUGACUUCAUCUACACAGGGUUUUAAGAUUUGUAACCGACAUUAUUUUCCCCCAUUACCUCAUGAAUCAUCGUGUAGAGAUAACAUUGUUGACAUAAUAUAUUUUGAUGACAUUUU
Molecule: messenger RNA, 1165 nt
Organism: Macrobrachium nipponense
Lineage: Eukaryota; Metazoa; Arthropoda; Malacostraca; Decapoda; Palaemonidae
Product: rhodanese domain-containing protein CG4456-like
Exons: 4
Coding region: 198-704 (168 amino acids)
Cellular component (GO): mitochondrion
Molecular function (GO): thiosulfate-cyanide sulfurtransferase activity
Source: RefSeq, a predicted model, not a curated record